GUCAGCUUCUCCAUGUGACGGAGAAAAAGCCAAUCGCGCACCUCCUCCGCACGAGAGCAACGAAGAUGGCGCAAGACAGUACGGUGCCCAGCGAUCUCUACCAGCAUGUGUACUCGUUUCUCGUGGAAAACAAGUUCGCCAAAGCCGCAAAAGAGUUUUUAAAGCAGGCUAAAGUGAAACCUCAAGACCAAAAUGAGGACAAUCUCUUGGACAUCUUCAAUUUUUGGGUGAAGUCCCCAGAAACCAAAAAGCGUAAAGCAGUCCCCAGCGGCCCAUCGGCGGUCAACGGCCCGUCAGCAAAGAAAGCCAAGAAAGCUGCUGAGAGCUCAAGUAGUGAGGACUCCAGCAGUGAAGAAGAAGCUGCACCUGCCAAGAAAGUCAAAGGACAAGCGAAAGCUCCUGCUCCAAAGAAGCCAGCAGCUGUAGCUGCUAAAAAGAGCAGCAGCUCUGAAGACUCCAGCGACUCGGAGGAUGAAGCUCAGGCUAAAACUGCAGCAAAGAAGCCUGCCGCUGUGAGACCUGCAGCCCCCGUCAGGAAGAAAGACCCCAGUUCCAGCAGCGAGGAGUCGGACUCGGAUGAGGAGCCGGCCAAAGCUCCAGCUAAAGGAGCCAAGGCCAAGCCUGCGGCAGGGACCCCGAAACCGGCGUCCACUCCAGGGUCUGCAGCUCAGAAGAAACAGGACAGCAGCAGCAGCGAGGACAGCUCCAGUGAAUCAGAGGACGAGGGUCCAGUGAAGAGCGCAGUAAAAAAACCAGUCCUAUUGAAGACCGCUCCAGCUAAACCUGCAGAGUCCAGCAGUGAGGAGUCAUCCUCAGAUGAGGAAGAUGCUCCUCCUACGAAGAAACCCAAGACUGGUCCAUUCAAUGCCGUCCCGCCUCCAGGAACACUGACGACUCCUGCUCCAGUCAAAGCUCCUGCAGCUCCAGGGAAGACUGUGACUCCCAAAGCUGCUGCUCAGAAGGACUCGUCCAGUUCGGACAGCUCUGAUUCAAGUUCAGAGGAUGAAGCAAAGAAACCAGCUGCUAAAACUGCUGUGGUUAAAGCAGCCCAGGCUAAGAAAGCACCUGCAAAGAUCGCUCCUGCUCAGAAAAAGGACUCUUCAAGCUCCGAAUCUUCAAGCUCAGAGGACGAAGCAGCAAAGCCUGCUGUCAAAGGCACACCUGCUAAAGCAGCAUCUGCUAAAUCUACACCCGCUAAAGCAGCAUCUGCUAAAUCUACACCCGCUAAAGUCACCCCUGCUGCAGACAAGGCUUCAUCUUCUAGCUCUGAAGACUCAGACGAUGAGGAGGAGGCCAAGAAACCAGCAGCUAAAGCUGUCCCAGUUAAACCUGCGCCAGCCAAGAAAACAGCAUCUAAAGUCAAGCCUGCUGCAGAAGAAUCGUCAUCAUCGAGCUCCGAGUCUGAGGAAGACAAACCGGCCCCAAAACCAACCCCAGCCAAGGCUGCUCCUGCUAAAGCUGCUCCCCCAAAGAAGACCCCUGCUAAGAAAGACCAUUCCUCAAGUUCAGAUUCAGACAGCUCUGAAGAUGAAGCCCCAGUUAAACCAGCAGCCACGUCCAAGGCUUUGAGCGCUCCUAAACCUGCAGUCAAACCCGCCGAAUCCAGCUCGGACUCGGACAGCUCUUCAGAUGAUGAGAAACCUCAGAAGAAGGCCACCACCACACCGGUGUCCAAACCAGCAGCGGCUGCUACUACCAAGAGCCCUGCUUCUGCCUCCAAACCACCUGCUCCAGCCAGUAAGACCACAGCGGAGACCAGCAGCAGCGAUUCGGACAGCUCCAGUGAAGACGAGAAGAAAGUGAAGACUACUGUGACCCCCAAAGCGUCAGCAGCUAAGCCGGCCGUGACUCCAGUUAGCGCCAAGAAAGCCGAGAGCAGUAGCUCUGCAUCUGACAGCUCAGACUCUGAGACCGAGGCUAAGAAGACUCCCGCCAAGCCUGCCGUCACCAAUGGAAAGACUGCUACAACAAAAACACCCACCUCAGCAGCGAAGACGCCGGCUAAGAAGACGGCAGAGUCUUCCUCCUCCAGUGACAGCAGCUCUGAUGAAGAGGAGUCUCCUAAAACCCCAGCUGUGAAGACCCCACCUGCUGCGAAGACCAAAGCUGAGGACUCUUCAUCUGAAGAAGAGGAGACGACCAAGACUCCUGUCACAACAAACGGCACAAAGAGCAAAAAAAAGGGCAAAGAGGAAGAGACGACAACACCCCAGAACAAAAUGACCACCUCCACACCUCACACUUUUCCCAGAACCAAACAGAAGGAAACCAAUGCUCCUUUUCGUAGAGUAAGAGACGAGGAAAUUGAGCUGGAUCCCCGCCUGGCAAACAAUUCAUUCGAUGCAAAGAUGGGAGCCAAUGGUGACUGGGGCCAGAAAGCCAACAAUGUGCUUAAAUUUACCAAGGGCAAAUCUUUCCGGCAUGAGAAGACCAAGAAGAAGCGUGGCAGUUAUAGAGGAGGUGCGAUCUCCACCUCAGUGAACUCCAUUAAGUUUGACAGCGACUGAGAUUACAAACUAAAUGAACCUCUGAACUCUCCAUAUCCCUCUUUCCCACAAUAUCAGCUCUGAAAGGCACUGUUUUGAGCCGUCUGCUCUCUGUUGGGUAUUGAUUGAAGGCUCAGGAAUAUUUGGGGUUGUGUAUUUACACUCUUUCAUGCAGUUAGACACCACAUGGUGGCGCCGCGUCAUUGCGUUUAGGCCUUUCGAUUAGCUUCUCUGUAAAAAUGGUUUUGGCUUUACUGUAAAAUGUUUCUUAAAGUUGGCUUGACAAAUUAUAUACAGUUGUCCUAACAGGUAAUUGUUAAUAUAAUAGAAAUUACAAUGAUUUUCUUGUAAAUGAAAUGUCAUUUAUGGUUGCGUUAACAUUUUAUGAGCCUGUGUAUCUUGAGCCUGGUGAUUUUGUCCUGUUUGAAGAAGUUGUGUAGUUAAUGACUCUUCUGUUUGACAGACACUGGAAGACCACCCUUACAAUAACACACGAAUCGUCCUCAUACGUUUAUAUAGUUUAGUUUUAAUAUUUUAUGGUUUCAUAUGUUACGCAGGAAUUUGUAAUUUGGUCUCCUUUAUUAUCAGUACUGUAAUUAAAACAUGGACUGAAACUCAACUGUUCGUCCCAGAAAGAGCGUAACUGUGUCCUGUUUAAUUUGGUGUGAGGUUUGCCAAAAUGUCUACCAAUGACAAUUUUAUAUAUAUAUAUAUAUAUAUAUAUAUCAAUUUGUUAGGAAUAACAGUGUUGGAAAUAACCAGGUUACAGGUUUAGCCAAAAAAAUCUAUUUAUCUAAUAAUGUAUGUUGUAAAAGGGACAGUAUUUCUAAGCAUAUUUCAUAAAUUUAAUUCUGAAGCACAGUAUAAAAACAUACAAAUUUGAAAAAGACCUGAUCAACAUUAGAGAACAAUUACAGAGACCCCCAAGUUAUUAAUGGUUAUUCCAAAUUUGUGAUUUCUAGAAGAUUGCAGGUUUCAAAUGUCACUAAUUCAUUUGAGUCUCCCAAAAAGGCUGGUCGUCCAUGUAAGUCAAAUGCAUAAGACAGAAUAAUGCAGAGACACUCAAUGGAGAAUUGGUUCAACACUGCAGCUGGAAUUGCUCAACGGUUCAGUGGUGAACAGGGUUGGGAUUUAAAGAAUUGAAACUCAAAGCACACUCUGCAAUGACCAAGCCUCUCAUCAGCAGAGAGAUUCAAAAAGCUAGGCUCACCUUUGCUGAGUAGCAUGUUGUGUGAAGAGAGGAGAACUGGUCCACAGUUCACUUUAGUGAUGAAAGCAAGUUCCAUUUUAUUUGGGUCUGAUGGGAAGCAUUUUGUUUUGUGUCAAACUGAGGAAUGACUGAAGCCCAACUGCGUAAAGAAGCCAGUGAAAGGUAGAGGAGGAAGUGUUAUGGUUCGGGAGAUGUUUUCGGGCAUCAGAAGUUGGGCCUCUUUUACAGCUACAUGAAUGCAAAUGUUGAUCAGAACCUCCUUAAGCAACAUGCAGUACCUUCCCUGCAUGCUCCUCCCAAUCAGCCUGCAAUUUCAUGCAAGGCAAUGCUCCCUCACACACUGCAAAACCUGAACAUGGAUAGUCCUGAUCUAAACCCAUCUGAAAAUCUCUGGAAAAUCCUUGGUGACAAAAUUAAGACUAAGAAAGUCACCAAACUAUGGAAGAGACUAGAAGAAGAGUGGACUGGCCUCUACACUUCCUAUUCAUUUCUGACAGCUGUAACCUACAAAGUUUUUUGUUUUAAUCCUCUUUCACAACCUGGAAAGACCAUGAAAGUUGUUCAUGAACUCUCUGAAUGUGCCGUUAUGGCCACAAGGGCCGUUUCUAUUCUCUGUGCUCUCAAUUAGUAGCUCCAUCUGCCUGAGCUAUCUUGGUGGUCCCCUGCACCAUCAGCUCUGCUGAAGUGCUCCAUUGGCUCCACCGUGGGGAGCUUUGGUCCUAUCAGCUCUGGUGUGGUGGCCAUCAGGUCCACUGUGGAGAUCCAACAGAGGACCCAUACUGUACCACUAUAUUUGGACUGCAUUUCCCAUAACCCAUUGCGUGGGCUCAUCAUGCCUGAUUGUUUUCACCUGUGUCUCAUUACCUGUUUUCAGUCACUCUUUGAAAAGACUUGCGUGUCUCAACUGCAGUUCUGAGUGUUUCAUCCUGGUUCUCUCAUGUUUUCCUUUUUCUUCAUAUUCUGUCUGUUUUAUCUGGACCACUCUGUUUGCCUCAGCUCUGAACUCUGUCAUUGUUUGGACUGCUUGUUUUUGACCUUUAUGCCUGUUUUGAUUACAGUUGUGGAUUUCCCCCUCUAAACUACUGCAUUUAGAUCCUCAGCUUUCGUGUUCCCAUGCAGUUUUGUUACUGUAGGAAAGGCUUUCUGAUCUGCCAGAUUAUGCUUUUAUUGACUUUUUUCUGUUAUGCCCUUAAUAUUCUACUCCAAGAAAACCAUUGUCACUGGGGCAAUACCUUUUUAAUGGGACAGAAUUGUACCUUAAAUGUAAAGAAACAUUGAAUUUUGUACCUUUAAGGAUAUUUUUACAAUGGGCAACCACAAUGUACUUUUCCUACUGAACAUGCACAUUCAACAACUGAACCCAAAGCCAUCCAUUUCAUAUGUGCACAUUUCUUUCUUUUACUUUUCACACAAUACUCUUUCUUCACUCUUAACUUGAAAGUACAAAAUAAAUUAUGUAAAAGCAUCAAAAA
Carassius auratus (goldfish) is the source of this 5168-nucleotide messenger RNA. Its product is annotated as nucleolar and coiled-body phosphoprotein 1-like. Bases 66 to 2507 code for a protein of 813 amino acids. Gene Ontology annotation, cellular component: nucleolus; nucleoplasm. Lineage: Eukaryota; Metazoa; Chordata; Actinopteri; Cypriniformes; Cyprinidae. The record is from RefSeq and is a predicted model, not a curated record. The transcript is spliced from 14 exons. Gene Ontology annotation, molecular function: protein binding.